GCACGAUGUUGAUUGGCUGAAUGUGUCAUUAAAUAAGCUUGUUAGGAACGAGCGAUACAGUCGACAGUUUGCCAGCUUUAAAGAUAACCACUGGUUGUGCAUAACUGGGAGAAAAACGUAGAUUGCGGUUGUUCAACUUGGAGCAAACUACAGAUUGCAGUUGUGUGACAAGGAAGAAACUACAAGUAGUACUAUUUAGCGUGGGGACAUAUUCUAUCGAAAGGUUUGUUUAUUCCUAAACAGACAAAGAGACCGACAUGCCUCAACUUCAACGAUACAGGGCUGUGGUAGUCGGUAAGACGGGCGUUGGGAAGAGUUCGUUAUGUAAUCGCAUUGCCAACAACAACUUCUUCAGGACGGGUACAAGUAUUUCAUCCGUGACCAGGAAUCCACAAAAGGUAGUGGUGCAAUUAAAUGAUAUGCAAGUCUGUGAAUUCACUGACAUGCCUGGAUUGUUUGAUACCUAUCGGACUCCAGAAGAGAUGGAGAAGAUACUUGGUAGCUGUGUAGAACUAUCUCUGCCCGGUCCUCAUGUAUUUGUGUACGUUAUCACCAUCGCCUCCAGAUUUACUGAAGAAGACAGACAAACUCUCCUGAAACUAAGCCAAAUAUUUGGAGACGAUGUUUUCAGAUACAUGCUGGUCAUUUUCACCUCCAAAAAUAACCUGAACCAUUCCAGUCAAAGUGAAAGCCAGUAUAUUGCAGACUUUGUAUACAACCUAUGUCGUCCAGGACAAGCCCAGUCGCAACAUAUUGGGUAUUUGAUAGGUGCUUUGAAUGAAGGAAGGUACGCAUUUAUUGAAUGUUAUGGCUCAGAAAGCGCAAGUCGACCAGAUGUAAUUGGUGUUUACACGAAGAUUAAUCAGAUAAUAACAGCAAAUCAGGGUGGACACUACACAAGCCAAAUGUAUCAGGAUGCCGUCAGAAACCUGGUUUGGGAAGAACGUAAAUCAAAUCUGAGGACAUGUGGAAAAUAUGCUGUGGCUGGGUUAGCUGGUGCUGCUGUGAUAACAGGUGGUUAUUUCGCUUGGCCUUAUGUCUUCGGCACCACCGCACCUGCAGCAGUGGGACCCGGUGCAGCGACUGGAAAAGCGGCUGCUGGCGCCGGUGUAUUGGCGACUGGAAAAGCGACUGCUGGCGCCGGUGUAGUGGCGACUGGGGAAGUGGCUGCUGGAACAGGUGUAGUGGCUGGGGAAGUGGCCGUUGGAACAGGUGUAGUGGCUGGGGAAGUAGCUGUUGGAACCGGUGUAGUGGCUGGGGAAGUUGCUGUUGGAACCGGUGUAGUGGCCGGGGAAGUGGCUGUUGGAACCGGGGUAGUGGCAGGGGAAGUGGCUGUUGGAACCGGUGUAGUGGCCGGGGAAGUGGCUGCUGGAACCGGUGUAGUGGCUGCCGUGGCAGGAGCUGGGGUGGCCGCUGGUUUGAUGAGAGCCCAAAAUGAAAGUCAGAACAGUGAAGAACAUUACAACUCUUAAAUCCAGUCGCCACGAGAUCCUCUAACUUUACGUAUGGGGUAGAUAUUUAUUUCACUACUUAGAUGCAACAUCCCGUCGAUCGCCAUUUCCGUCAAUUACAAUAAAAAUGUUAUUUUUAUA
Patella vulgata (common limpet) is the source of this 1592-nucleotide messenger RNA. RefSeq names its product GTPase IMAP family member 7. The transcript is spliced from 4 exons. The coding region runs from base 258 to 1472 and encodes 404 amino acids. NCBI's taxonomy places the organism in Eukaryota, Metazoa, Mollusca, Gastropoda, Patellidae. The record is from RefSeq and is a predicted model, not a curated record. Gene Ontology annotation, molecular function: GTP binding.